AUGCCUAUGAAAAAGACGAGCCAACGAAAGAAAUCAGAGAGGAACAAGCAUCGAUUGAAAGCGAUUCGUAAAAGCCACCUCGCUGUCUCCUUAGCUGAACACCCUUGUAAUAUAUCCAUGGAAUGUGAUAAAUGCGGAAAGAUACAAAGGAAUCGAGCUUUCUGCUACUUUUGUGGGGUUGUCCAGCGAAUUCCCGUUUGUGCCCAUUGUGGUAAACAGAAGUGCAUACCAAAGGGUGACUGCGUCGUGAAACACGGUUCUAGUCAUGCUACUGGGCUGGCAAUGGUGGGAGCCAUAUGUGAUUUCUGCGAGGCUUGGAUUUGCCAUGGACUCAAUUGCCUCCAGACUCACGCCUGCUCCUGCCCAAUGCAAGAAUCCACUUGCGUCGAGUGUGAACGCGACAUCUCUGAACAUGGCGGCCGAAUCUUUUCGUGUGCCUUCUGUGCAAAGUUGUUGUGCGGAGAUGACCAAUUCGAACAUCAGGCAAGUUGUCAGCGAUUAGAGUCUGAGAAUUUCAAAUGCCCUUCGUGCAACCGAAUCGGUACCAAUGCUUGCAUGAGAUGCAAGGCCAUCUUCUGCGAUGACCAUGCUAAACGAAAAGGCUUCAAAUAUACGCCAGAUCAGCCGAUACCCUGUCCAAAAUGCGGACAUCCUCUGGAUCAGUCCUUCUGCCUCAGCAUUUCAACCCGACAGUACGCUUUUGGCAGACAGAGGAAGGUAUACAACGAAGAUGUUGACGAUGAAACUAAUCUUGGUGAUCACCUCCACAACAUUCACGAAGACCAAUCAGACGAGUAUUCUUCACACGAGGAAGAUGGCCAAGAAGACGUCUGCAUGUCUUUUCGUGAUAUCAACAUUCAUGAUGAAGUUUAG
Messenger RNA from Mesocestoides corti, 873 nucleotides. NCBI's taxonomy places the organism in Eukaryota, Metazoa, Platyhelminthes, Cestoda, Cyclophyllidea, Mesocestoididae. The record is from the annotation of a GenBank genome assembly.